Cylicostephanus goldi is the source of this 423-nucleotide messenger RNA. The record is from the annotation of a GenBank genome assembly. Lineage: Eukaryota; Metazoa; Nematoda; Chromadorea; Rhabditida; Strongylidae.
AUGUCAAAGAAUGAUCCACUGCUGUUUCGAGAAGCUGUAGAAUGGCAACAGGAAGCAACAAAUUGCCAUGAAGUACCAGAUACUGCAGCUGAUCGAUAUGUUAGAAUAAAUGUUGGUGGGGCAUUGUUCCAAACGACUAUUGCCACUCUGACGAAACAUGAUACCAUGUUACGAGCGAUGUUUAGUGGACGAAUGCAAGUGGUCACUGAUUCGAAUGGUUGGGUGCUCAUCGACAGAAGUGGAAGACAUUUUGGUGUGAUUCUGGACUUUCUUCGAGAUGGAUUCGUACCGCUUCCGGAUUGUCGUGUGGAGGUUGAGCAAAUUUUAGCGGAGGCCAGAUACUAUCUUGUGCAGGUGAGUCCUACCUAUGAGACCCGUUAUUUUUGUGCGAGAACUGGUCUUCCGGCGUUAUUUUGCGCAUAG